GUACUAUGUGUGUGUGGCCAUCCUGAUCUACUUCCUUCCACUGCUGGUGAUGGGUUGUGCUUAUCUGGUGGUGGGACUGACGCUCUGGGCCAGUGAGAUCCCUGGAGACUCCUCUGACCGCUACAAGGAGCAGCUGACUGCCAAACGCAAGGUGGUGAAGAUGAUGAUUGUGGUGGUUUGUACGUUUGCCAUCUGUUGGCUGCCCUACCAUGUCUACUUUCUCCUGCAUCAGUUCUUCCCUGACAUGUUUGAAGAACAGUUCAUCCAGCAGGUCUACCUGGCCAUCAUGUGGUUGGCCAUGAGCUCCACCAUGUACAACCCCAUCAUCUACUGCUGCCUCAAUGACAGGUUUCGUGCUGGAUUUAAACAAGCCUUCCGCUGCUGCCCCUGUGUUCCUCGAGGCUCUUAUGAAGGCCUGGAACUGAAGUCCACCCGCUACCUUCAGACUCAGACCAGCGUUUACAAGGCGAGCCGAAUGGAGACCACCGUAUCUACUGUCCUCCAGAGUGGGGACGACGCGGAGCAGCCCAAGGUCAAGGCGACAGCGGUUUCAGGGCCCGGUGUGGCUGGAGUCGGGGCCAGACCACAUAGCUCCUCCCUGGACCUCACUUCAAACGGGUCAUCAUCCCGGAGUGUCUCCAAAACGGUAUCAGAGACGUCCAGUUUCUACUCCAGUAACAACCUGCAAGAAUAAACCUCAAGUACAGGCAGCGUUUGUCUGGACAGCAGAGAGAGAGAGUGUGAGUUGACUGUUCACAUAGCUACUUUUGUCUGCGUGUAUUCAUGCAAAGUACAGUGUGAUUGUGUGAGUUUGUCUGCUGGUGACUGUCAGUGUCUAAUGAAUAUAUUUCUGAUGUGUUCACUGGAACAUCAUGAUAGGAAAUGUCUUCACUGAGCCCUCUUCCUACUCACAACAUCCUGGUAGAAAGUACUCACGCUACUCACAGCUAAUGAUCAACUGGCAACAAGAAGAUUUGCUCAGUUCCAGAAAGCAACGAGGAGCACUUCAAUGACAUGAGCACAUUCCAGUUCAAAAGCGACGCUGAAGCAGACGCUAGCGCCUCCGAUCUUCACAGCUUCUGCUUGUCACACCAGCCUUCUCUCAGUGCAGAGAGAAGGUUCACACAUCCUCAAUCACACAGGCUAUGUGAUUUCACACGGUUUAUUUUGGAGUGGCGCUACAACAUGAGACCAGCAUGCUUUCAACAAGGCGACCCUUCGUUUUAACAGGGGCGGUUCUCUGCAAAGAAACAAAGCUUAGAUUUUCAGUGUGCCGAGUAAGUGCCUGACUGUGGUUUCAGUUAAAAGUUCAACCAUAAAAGGUGAU
Stegastes partitus (bicolor damselfish) is the source of this 1327-nucleotide messenger RNA. RefSeq names its product substance-P receptor-like. Gene Ontology annotation, molecular function: substance P receptor activity. Gene Ontology annotation, biological process: G protein-coupled receptor signaling pathway; positive regulation of flagellated sperm motility. Gene Ontology annotation, cellular component: plasma membrane; sperm midpiece. NCBI's taxonomy places the organism in Eukaryota, Metazoa, Chordata, Actinopteri, Pomacentridae. The annotation marks the transcript as partial. The transcript is spliced from 3 exons. The record is from RefSeq and is a predicted model, not a curated record.